UAUAACUGAACCAAAACACAGAUGGGUGUAGCUUGGUUAUUCCUGGGCCUUUGUAUUUGGUCCAAACAGUCCUACGGAGCUUCAGUUCUUGACUUAGCAGAGCUCGUUUCUGAGUAUGAAGAUGAGAUAUUGGGCCGAGCAGUGGGAUUCACUCACCAGGAUCCAGAACCACAGGUACAGAAUGGAGGAGAGGUUGGACAUCCGGAGGAAGUACAUAACUGGGAUACUCAGCUAGAACUAGGACAGGUGGCGGGGGUCACAACGGAUUUAAAUGACGACCCUGUAGUAUUCCACCGAGGUCCAGUAGUUUGGGACAUGAACUCCUUCACCCCGGACAACAAGCUGUCCGGCCAGGACCAGCCGCCUAUACCUGUAGAUACCAUCCUUACUAUAGACCAGUUCACUGGGAAGGUGAAGAGUGGAAAGGGAGCAAAUCUGUUCUAUAUGCCUCAUGGUAUAUAUAUUGAUCAAGACAGGAAUACCUGGGUCACAGAUGUUGGUCUUCAUCAGGUGAUGAUGUUUCCUCCAGAUUCUGAUGUUCCAUCUUUAGUCCUUGGUGAGAGGUUUGUCCCUGGGUCGGAUAAACAACAUUUCUGUAAACCUGCCGCCGUUGCAGUCUCUAAAUCUGGAAACGUUUAUGUGGCAGAUGGAUAUUGUAAUCAGAGAAUAGUUGUGUUUGAUAUCAAAGGAAGAUAUCUAACUGAGAUUAAGGGGGACUGGACAAUCGUUCACAGCAUUGUUCUAUUUGAGGAAGAGGAUACAGUUUGUGUAGCGGACAGGGAAGGGGAGAAGAUAUCUUGUGUUGGAGCAGGGCUAAACCAUCCUCAGUUUAUGGGAGCUAGAAUACUGGAUAUACCAAACCUAGGACGGGUUUAUGGAAUAGCUGGGCGUGGGACUGCGCUGGUAGGUGUGACCGGUCAAGGGUCUACUCCACCUCAUGGUAUUACCAUAGAUCUAGCAGAUGAGGGGAGAGUUGUCGAUACUUGGGGAUCAGAGCUGCAGAACCCGCAUCUAAUGGCGGUGUCCAGGGAGGGGGACACCAUCUACGUCACCGAGAUCGGUCCCAACAGAGUCAGAAAGUUCGACGUUGUCGCUCCUCAAGACAACAUCUUCAACCAAGAAAUGUAAUAAAAAAAUAAAAACUUCAGAAUUA
Eurytemora carolleeae is the source of this 1153-nucleotide messenger RNA. Its product is annotated as peptidyl-alpha-hydroxyglycine alpha-amidating lyase 2. Gene Ontology annotation, biological process: peptide metabolic process. The record is from RefSeq and is a predicted model, not a curated record. The transcript has 12 exons. Gene Ontology annotation, molecular function: protein binding; catalytic activity. The coding region runs from base 22 to 1128 and encodes 368 amino acids. Gene Ontology annotation, cellular component: extracellular region; membrane. Lineage: Eukaryota; Metazoa; Arthropoda; Copepoda; Calanoida; Temoridae.